Molecule: messenger RNA, 2410 nt
Organism: Anolis carolinensis (green anole)
Lineage: Eukaryota; Metazoa; Chordata; Lepidosauria; Squamata; Anolidae
Exons: 2
Coding region: 420-2120 (566 amino acids)
Molecular function (GO): nucleic acid binding; zinc ion binding
Source: RefSeq, a predicted model, not a curated record
CUUGUCAUGGAACCCAGUUACAGGGCUUUGGUAAUUCAGCCCUGUAACUGGGAGUCAUAACAUAAACAAUCCCAGGAGCACCUGGCAGAAGAAGAUAGAAUAUGCCUGGGAACUUGGGGCCGAAAGUAUAAACAAUUAUAAUUGGUUUAGUGUGUGAAAAUGGUAGUAAUGUGAUAUUGGGGGUGGGACUUGAUGAUGAUAUUUACGUGUGGUGUUACGUAGCAUCAAAAGUUAUAAAAAUAGUUGUAUGUAAACAUUGGGUCAUUCCUGACUUUUCCAAAGUCAUGUGUUCUUCAAUAAAGAUUGGAUUUGAGAGCAGCCAUCUCUGAUCUGCGUUCAGACUGAUCCUUUGAAGUGAGCAGGACAAUUAAGUCAGGAAUCCAGUUCUCACCCUCCUGCAAAUUUGCAGUGAAGUGAUAAUGAGCAGGGAAGGAGAUCAAAGCCAUGACGGAGCAAAGGGGCCUCCGCUGGGAGCUCUGCCGUUGGCAGAAGAGACAUUGCAAGCCAUAGCUUCCUCUACGGGGUACCCCAAGCCGGACGGCGUGACCCAGAGGAUUCCCAGAGGGGGAAGAGGCGUUCCGGCGGCGGCAGAAACCAGUUGGGGAUCUGGAGGAAGCAUGCCGGAGACCGUGGCCCUGCGGUUAUCCAUCCUGGAAACUCAUUUAUCCAGGCUGUCGGAUACCGUGGGGAGAAUAGUGCCAAUAUUGGAAGAGAAUCUCCAAAAAGAGCACAUCCGAUAUGGCGCCGAGAGAGAGCCAAGCAAAGGAGGCGAUUGGAGCCAGAGGGGACAGCGAGCUUCAACGCAGAGUCCCGCGGCGGCAAGGGACGAGGGAGACGAGGAAUAUUGGCAGGAGCUGGAGUUCAGAGACAGAAUGGCACGCGAAGUGGAGCGCCAGCGAGCUCUGGGAACUCUGAGGCCGCCAUCUCCAACAGAGCUCCCAACCCCCCGGAUGGGCGUCGGGGUGGAAAGACCACUGGGGCCAGGGAUCGGGUCCAGUGGAUUAGCAGACGAAGGCGGAGAGGAGCAGGAGAUCCAGGAAGAGGAGGAGGAUGUGCAGUACGACGGGGAAAGGCGAGAUGCGGGGGCUACAGCGAGGCCAGUAUGCGGAUGGGGGGAAGGGCCGACAGCGGCGGCAGGAUUUCGGGAGCCGCGCAGAAUGACCACCGGAGUGGGGCGCGGCGUGAUCCAAGGAAACCCGAUGCAACCCUUCCCCAUGCCUCCCAGACAGCAUCAACGGGCCGCUGAAUGGAUGCCAAGAAGGGAAGAUCUCAAGCUAGAAUACGGAGGGGAAUCAGCCGAACUGAACUUUUUUCUAAUUAGCAUCAGGGGAUACAUGGAAGACAAUGCACACACAUUCCCCUCCGAAGCAAGCAGGGUUCGGGCCAUCGGCAACACACUAAAGAGAGGAGCGGCCAGCUGGUAUGUGCAACUACAUGCCAGACAGGACCCAUGCCUGAGGUCAGUGCCCCGCUUCCUCGCCGCACUGGAAAACCGGUUCAGAGACCGGCUAGAGCAAUUGAGAGCUCGAGACCAGCUUAGAGGAAUAAAGCAGAGGGACAAAACGGUGCCCGAGUACGCAGAGGAAUUCCUCCACCUCGCGGAAAGGGUACCAGAGUGGUCUGAAGUGACCAAAGUGGAAUUAUUUAAAGAGGGACUACGCCCCGAGAUUUUCAGCUGGGCAGCGCACAGAGAUGACCCCGAAACGCUCCAGGGAUGGAUUCAACUAGCGGGGCGCGUUGAAUCCACCCUGGCCCAAGUAAAGCGCUUCAGGAGCAGCGGCGGCCAGCAAAGACCGGUGGUGAGAGGUCGAGGAGAAACGAGGAAGCAGGAAAGACCCGGAGGGAGGCCGGGGAUUCCCUCCAGAGGAGACGACAACAAACCUAAACCGGGAUGCUUUGUAUGUGGGAAGACGGGCCAUCGAGCAGCAGAAUGCUGGGCACGGAAGGGGGAGCCGCCAAAACCCUCAAAGCCCAAGCCAGCAACCGGGAGGCGUGCGGAGGAGGAGGUGCGAGCCCCAGAAUCUUCAGAAAAAUUGGCUUGUGAUGAAAGAAGAACCGAAGAGGAGGACGAAGAAAAGGAGGGCACCAUGUCAUGGAACCCAGUUACAGGGCUUUGGUAAUUCAGCCCUGUAACUGGGAGUCAUAACAUAAACAAUCCCAGGAGCACCUGGCAGAAGAAGAUAGAAUAUGCCUGGGAACUUGGGGCCGAAAGUAUAAACAAUUAUAAUUGGUUUAGUGUGUGAAAAUGGUAGUAAUGUGAUAUUGGGGGUGGGACUUGAUGAUGAUAUUUACGUGUGGUGUUACGUAGCAUCAAAAGUUAUAAAAAUAGUUGUAUGUAAACAUUGGGUCAUUCCUGACUUUUCCAAAGUCAUGUGUUCUUCAAUAAAGAUUGGAUUUGAGAGCAGCCAUC